Molecule: messenger RNA, 681 nt
Organism: Orbilia oligospora ATCC 24927
Lineage: Eukaryota; Fungi; Ascomycota; Orbiliomycetes; Orbiliales; Orbiliaceae
Exons: 2
Coding region: 1-681 (226 amino acids)
Biological process (GO): Ras protein signal transduction; protein ubiquitination
Cellular component (GO): cytoplasm
Molecular function (GO): zinc ion binding; ubiquitin protein ligase activity
Source: RefSeq, a predicted model, not a curated record
AUGGACGUUGACACACAAAGAGUCUGGGAUUACGCCUCCGAUGCAUAUGUCCAUAGGCUAGUCCAGAACAAGUCUGACGGAAAGCUCGUUGAGCUCCCUUCUGGGAGGAAUGAGAGCAACACGGACGAGUUGUAUGACAAGCUUGAUAACAUCGGCAUGGAGUACACACACCUCUUAACCCGCCAGUUAGACUCACAAAGGACAUACUUCGAAGAGCAGGUAGUUGCUGCCGCAGACAAGGCCACGAAAGCUUCCCGCCGCGCGGACGAAGCAUUUGAGAAACUUCAAGAAGCGCUAACUGCUCUUGAGGAUUUGAAGCUGAAAGUAGACCAUUUAUCUCAAGAUGUCGUCCCCUCGUUGGAAAAAUCCAAAACGAGAGCUGAGAAAAAAGCCGAGAAAGCUACUGAGUUACUUCGUAAGUUCGAAAAAGACUGGAGGGAGGAAAAAACCGUGAAUGACGGCCUUCUCGAGCGAGUCGAUAAGAUAAACAAGGAACGUGAGGAGCUUUUGAGGGAGAAGAUGGACUUAAAAGAUCAACUCCGCGACAUGAUGUUUUUUGUAGAAGGGAGGGAGAAACUCAAGGAGAUGGACGAGGAGGGGAUCGAAGAAGGUGAAGUGACCAUCGGAGAUGUACCGGACGGCAAGAAGAAACGGAGAGGGAAGGGGAAGGGGAAAAGAUGA